This is a messenger RNA of Lobosporangium transversale, 3537 nucleotides long. RefSeq names its product DNA polymerase family B-domain-containing protein. The record is from RefSeq and is a predicted model, not a curated record. Lineage: Eukaryota; Fungi; Mortierellomycota; Mortierellomycetes; Mortierellales; Mortierellaceae. Gene Ontology annotation, biological process: DNA replication; lagging strand elongation; mitotic DNA replication initiation. Gene Ontology annotation, molecular function: chromatin binding; DNA replication origin binding; single-stranded DNA binding. The transcript is spliced from 12 exons. The coding region runs from base 1 to 3537 and encodes 1178 amino acids. Gene Ontology annotation, cellular component: alpha DNA polymerase:primase complex.
AUGAAUAACAUUAAUAACACAAAUGUUAAAGAAAAGGCAACGGUCGUUAAGCAGUCAGAAAGUGACAACCGUCAGGACUGGAUGACAGUCAACGACACUUUAAAUCAAUAUACUGAACCUAAGGCCGAGGCAAACGAUAAUGCAGCGGAUAUUCAGGAAACCAACCUUAAAGAGGAAGAUGGGACAUUACGAAUGUACUGGAUCGAUGCUUGUGAAGUCAAGGGAGUUGUGUAUCUUUUUGGAAAGGUCUUACAAAAAGCAACAAACACCUUUAUUAGCUGCUGUGUUGUAGUGCAGAAUAUGGAGCGCAACCUCUACGUCCUCCCGCGCCAACGACGAGUUGACGCUAACGGAAAAGAGACAGACAUUGAAGUUGAAAUGGCAGACGUAUAUACAGAGUUCGAUAGUAUCCGUCAACAAUACAAAAUUCCUACAUGGCUUUCGAAGCCAGUUGAGAGAAAAUAUGCCUUUGAUCUACCUGAUAUUCCUUCAGUGGCAGAAUACCUCAAGGUCGUCUAUAAGUAUUCUAUGCCUAGUUUGCCUAUGGAUCUCAAGGGUGAAACAUUUAGCCAUGUCUUUGGCAUAAACACAAGCGCUUUAGAACAUUUUGUUAUCAAACGUAACUUGAUGGGACCUGCAUGGUUGGAGAUUAAGCAAGCCAAGAUGAACAGCUCCAAGGUGUCUUGGUGUAAGAGCGAGUUCACAGUCUCUGAUCCGAAGGAUAUCAUACCAAUGAAAGAAUCGCACGACAUACCGCCGCCUCCACUCUGUGUUAUGUCGCUAAGCUUAAGGACAAUUCUCAACCCUAAAAACAAAUCUAACGAGAUCGUUGCUGUGAGCUUCUCUAUCUACCAUGAAGUCCGAUUGGACGAUCCAGUGGAGAGCAAUAAGAAAUUGAUUUCGAAACAGACACUGGUCCGUAAGCUUGACAAUAGCCCUUUUCCGCCAGGAUUUGAUCGCAUUAUCGAAAGAAGCAAAGUAAAGAUUAUCAAGCAAACUUCGGAACGCGCAAUGCUUAACCUAUUACUAGCACGUAUGCUCAACUCGGAUCCGGAUGUAAUUGUCGGACAUAACUUUGUUGGCUUCGACCUUGACGUGCUGCUCCACCGCAUGAAGCAGACUAAAGUGGACCACUGGUCCAGUUUAGGAAGGCUUCGUCGAAUUGUAUGGCCCAAACUGCAAACAGGUGCUGGAGGGAUGGGAGACACUACAGCACAGGAAAAGAGUAUCAUGGCUGGGCGUUUAAUGUGCGAUACAUACCUUGGGGCCAAGGAGCAUCUUCGAGCCAAGAGUUACAGUCUUACGAACCUGGUAGACGUACAACUGCAUAAAGAACGAGAGGAUAUUGAUUAUGAAAAGACCCCUAUGUGCUUCAACAAUGCGGAGCAGCUGGAAAAAAUGUUGAACCAUGCUAAUUUCGACACCUACUUGUGCGCGGAGCUCAUGUUCUCACUCCAAUUGCUCCCAUUAUCAAGGCAACUGACGACACUGUCAGGUAACCUGUGGUCCAUGACCUUGACAGCUGGUCGCGCUGUACGCAACGAAUAUCUGCUGCUGCACGAGUUCCAUAAGAACAAAUAUAUUUGUCCAGAUAAGACAUUUUCCAAGGAUAGUAAGAAUAUUCUAGCACCCAUGUUGGUUGCUGGUGACGAUAUGGAUGAUCAGGACGAGGCCACAAUGCCUAAAAAAGGAACGAGACGCAAGCCUCAGUAUGCUGGAGGACUUGUUCUGGAACCCAAGAAAGGCCUUUACGACAAAUAUGUGCUGUUGCUCGACUUUAACAGUUUGUAUCCUUCCAUUAUCCAGGAAUAUAAUAUUUGCUUUACUACCGUUAAUAAGAAUAAGGAUAGAGAUGAAGAUGCCCUACCGGAUUAUCCUGAGGAAGGUUUGCCACAGGGCAUUCUCCCAAAAUUACUUGCGAAUCUUGUGGAGCGUCGACGGGAGGUCAAGAAAUUGAUGAAGACUGCAUCUAGAGCCAAAUAUGAAGAAUACGAUAUUCGGCAAAAAGGUCUCAAGCUGACGGCCAAUUCGAUGUAUGGAUGUUUGGGCGCGACAUAUUCUCGAUUCCAUGCAAAGCCACUUGCAAUGCUAAUUACGUCCAGAGGACGAGAGAUUCUACAAAAUACAGUUGAUCUUGCAACCGAGAAAGGACUUGAUGUAAUAUAUGGUGACACUGAUUCAAUCAUGAUUAACACAAACACGACAAAAAUUGAAGAAGUAAAGCCUAUAGCUGAAGGGUUGAAGAAGCUUGUCAAUGCUCGAUACAAGUUGUUGGAGAUUGAAAUGGAUGGCAUAUACCAACGCAUGCUGCUGUUGAAGAAAAAGAAGUAUGCAGCGCUGAAGGUGGAAGAGAAGGAUGGCAAUUUUGAGACUGUAAAAGAAACCAAAGGUCUUGACAUGGUCCGACGAGACUGGUGUGGAUUGAGUCACGAUGUCUCCGACACUAUUUUAGAUCUAAUUUUAUCAGGCGAUAACCAAGACAGGGAACAAGUUGUUGAGAAGAUCCAUAGCCAUCUACGAAAAGUUGCCGAGGAAACGCGGAAAGGCAUCAUCCCCAUUGAUAAAUUUAUUGUGAACAAGGGCCUGACAAAAGCACCAGAAGAUUACGCAGAUGCAAGGUCACAACCACAUGUACAAGUCGCUCUUCGACGCAUGCGUAAAGGAAUCAGUAUUAGAGCAGGAGAUACUGUUCCAUAUGUUAUCUGUAUCAAUGAAAAUGCGCCGACACAAAAGGGUAGCUAUGCAGAACGCGCAUACCACCCAGAGGAGAUGCUACAGCCUGACUCGGGACUUUCCAUUGAUUUUGAAUACUACUUGAAUCAACAAGUUUAUCCGCCUGUAGAAAGAUUGUGUGGUCCGAUUGAGGGAACUGAUGCUACUAGAUUAGCAGACUGUCUUGGUUUAGAUACAUCAAAAUUCAGAGCGGUCGUUAGGACGGAUGGUCAAGAGGAGGAAUUUCAGACUUUGGCUUCGCAGUUGUCAGAUGCAGAGCGUUAUAAGGGUGCAGAGGCCUUUGAGCUGCGUUGUAGAGGUUGUCAAUCAAGCUACAAGUGCUCGGCUCUAGCAAUGGAAAUGGAUUCAACAAGUUACUUUGGACUUCAGUGUCCCAACUGUAUGACAAUUGCUCAACCAGCAUCAGCAUGCGUGCAAUUGAUAGGAGCCAUCCGUAAAUACAUUCAUAAAUAUUAUCAAGGAUGGGUAAUAUGCGAUGAACAGUCAUGUCGCAAUAGAACGAGAAUGGUCAGUGUUGUUGGACGGCGUUGUCUAGUUGAUGGUUGUCGUGGUACCAUGCACAAUGAGUACUCGGAUGGAAGCCUAUAUACCCAGAUAUCGUUCUUUAGCCACAUCUUUGACACCGACAAGGCUCUAUCCAAGAUCGACUUUGAGAAGAACGGAGCCAUCAGAGUUCAGAUUGAGCAGAACAGGGAAUUGAUAAGGCUACUCAAGGCACAAGCUGACAAAUACAUUGACAAGAGCGCGCGUCGCUUUGUUGACUUGUCCCAGCUAUUUAGUUUUGUUAAGAUUACUCCUCCUUGA